GGGAAAUUGUGUGGGAGGCUGGUGAGGGAAGAGGAUGUAGAUAAGAGGUUUAUAACCUGGGUUCCUCUUGUGGGACUCUUCCUUUAUGAAGUCCUGGGGUCAGUGACUUAUAGAGAGAUCACCCAUAGGGCCACUUUUCUUCAGUUUGGUCUAGACGUGAUGCCCUGAGCUCAGGUGUUUGGGAAUCACUCACUGUAUUAUCGGGAGACAUCUCUUACCAAGUCUUUCUCUGUUUCAGUGUCUUGCUGGGAUCAAAGGGUUCGGGCACAAACGGAUCUACCUGAAGUCUACCUAAAUCCUCCUGGAGAUGACUACCUUCCCACUGUGACUGUGACCUCAGUCAUCAGCAUUCUACCUUUCCUCUUCCUCCUUAUCCUUCUCCUCUGCUUGUGCUGGUGUCGAGCCAAAAACAGAGCCACUGAGGAUGACACCAAGGGCCAAGUGAAUGAUAACAGGUAGGAACAUUUGGACUCUCUCAAUAGAGAAUGCUGUGUCUGUCUCAUUUCUCAGACCUACCUGAAUGCGUCUAUCUCCUUUCCCUUAGCUCCAGCCCAGACAUGGACUUCCAGGAAGAAAAUCAAUGUAAGAGGAGUGAGAAGUAGGGGUAGCCAGGGUGGGGAAGAUAGAAGGCAUCCUAGAAGAAGCCGAGAAGGUUGGGGGCAAACCUCACUGGGUGUGAUGUCACUGCCCUUCCCCGAUUUCAGUCAUCCAUCUCUGAAAUAUAGAUGGCAAGACUGGAUAAUCUGAAGGCUCUUCCUGGAAGCCUGUCCUCUCCUCUUUUCUUGCAGAUGAUGUCUCAGUGGAUAUCCUGCCUAAGGAGAACAGACAAAUGGACAUGCAUCCCGCACCCAGGGCUUCCCUCCCGGGCUAUACAGCUCAGGACCGGCCGAGGAACCAUGUCCCCAACCAUGGCUGCUUUCUUCUGUCUUGGGCUGUGUCUGGGCCAGGUGAUACAGGCUCAGAAAGGCCUGCUGCCCAAGCCCUCCCUCCAGGCCCGGCCCGGCUCCCUUGUGCCCCUGGGGAAGCCGGUGACCAUCAGCUGUCAGGGCCCUCCAGGCGCGGACUUGUACCGCCUGGAGGAACUGAUAUCCCGGAAGUAUUUGGACCAGGCGGAGCUCUCCAUCUCGGCCAUGGAACAACGCUUCGUCGGACGCUACCGCUGCUCCUAUCAGAGCGGGACCAGCUGGUCUCCCCCCAGCAACCAACUGGAGCUGGUUGCUACUGGAGUUUUCACCAAGCCCUCGCUCUCAGCCCAGCCCAGCACGGCAGUGGCCCCAGGAGCGGACGUAACUCUACGGUGUCACAGCCAGUAUGGUUUUGACCAAUUUGCUCUGUACAAGGAGGGGGACACUGGGCCCUACAAGACACCUGAAAGGUGGUACCAGGCUGAUUUUCCCAUCACCACGGUGACUGCUGCCCACAGUGGGACCUACCAGUGCUACAGCUUUUCCAGCAGAUCUCCAUACCUGUGGUCGGCCCCCAGCGACCCCCUGGAGCUCGUGGUCACAGGGACCUCUUUUACCCCCAGCUGGUUGCCUACAGAACCACCUUCCUCUGUGACAGAAUUCUCAGAAGCCUCCAAGAAACUGAACCACUCGCUCGUGAACGAAGUUGCCACCACUGAAACUUCUAGGAAUAUCACCAUCCUUCCAAAGGAGUCAGACCCUCCAACUGGUCUUGCCUUCCAGUAUUACACUAGGAGCAAUCUGGUCCGGAUAUGCCUUGGGGCUGUGAUUCUGAUACUCCUGGUGGGGCUUCUGGCAGAAGAUUGGCACAGCCGAAAGAAACCCCUGAUGCACCGGGUCAGAGCUGUCCACAGGCCACUCCCACCCCUCCCUUAG
Globicephala melas (long-finned pilot whale) is the source of this 1841-nucleotide messenger RNA. It is a transcript of the gene GP6, whose product is annotated as glycoprotein VI platelet. The record is from RefSeq and is a predicted model, not a curated record. Lineage: Eukaryota; Metazoa; Chordata; Mammalia; Artiodactyla; Delphinidae.